AGCUCAGAUUACAUCAUUUAUUUUUUGUUGUGAUGAGAGCGUGUAUUCGAAUAAAAAAGUGGCGCCCAUGGGAGCUAAUUUCUCCGUGUUUAAAAAUGGCUUCCUUUACCUACCAUGUCUCCCUCUUUAUUGCUUCAUUUCCCACACUUCCCUUGUUCAAAUUACAUUAAUAGGAAACUUCUAGAACUUUGUAUUUUUGCAAUAUAGACAAGUGAAACCAACCAUUUUCCCGUAACGUCAUUUGGAAAACUAACAUUGGCUAACUAGCUAACGUUAGCUCAUACAACGAUUUUCGUUGCUAGCGCGUUAGCUAGCAAGCUUGCUAACUAGAAGGAGCAACACUCAUUCCUGGAUGUAACGUUAUUCCGAAUGGGAGUCUUUUCUAGCGUGUGAUGAAAGCAGAAAUAAAGUUGGUAACAUCAAGACCCGGAAUGUUGUUGAAUACAAUCUCUUGCCAGUAAUCAGUGGAAUCUACAGUGGAUUAGUACAUUAGUUACUUUAGUAUCUGGUGCGAAAAAGUAUCGGGCGCAACGUUUGUGUAACGUUAGCGUAAGGCACAACUGCUCUUAAAAACCUGCCGGACAUAGCUACAGUUAGGAACCUAUCUGGGACAUCGAGAUCAGAGAUUGCGGUGCUCCAAGUCCUGUUUGGAUUAUUUUACCAUGUAAAGGAUUUACGCCUGGGACAUUAUACGCAUUAAUAAGUUGCUAGCUACAUGCUUAGCUAGCCACCCACUGAGCACUUACCUGAUCAUCAUACAUAUUUUAGCUGGCUCACUAGCUAGCAAGCUGUAGCGACACAAAUGAAAGUCGUAACGUUGCAAGCAAUUUGUUUCUGGAGGAUUGCUCUGAUGUACGAAGACAUUUGGAUCGCACUCUGAGAGGUCUCUCUUUGAGGGAGAUCACGAGUGGAGGAAGGGAUGGAUGAGCAUGAAUCGACCUGCGAGGAGAAUGAUUCUGAAACGGCAGCUGAUGACGGCGCCUCUUCGAAGCAGCCGGAUGCUCCCCCCGCCACAGAGACACCCCCCCUGACCGCGCCCGUGCACACGUCCAGCGUGUCUGCGGAGAGCGGUCAGGUGUGUGCGCUCUGUAACUGUGCCGAGCCCAGCCUGCACGGCCAGCGGGAGCUCCGCCGAUUCGGCCCGUUCCCCGGCCGGCCCGCCCCGGACCGGCCCUCCGCCCCGCCCCUGCCCCCCGGGAGCGACGACCUGUCCUCCAUCGGCUUCCCCGACUCCACCUCCGCCGCCUCGCUCCUCCACGACACAGGGCACUACUGGGUCCACCACUGGUGUGCUGUCUGGUCAGAGGGCGUGGAACAUGGGGACGACCAGGAGCCGCAAGGCGUGGAUAACGCCGUCAUCUCAGGGAUACAACAGCGGUGCGAAUACUGUAAACGGCUGGGAGCAACCAUUCGGUGCCAGGCAGAGGGGUGCCCGCGGACCUACCACUUCCCCUGUUCGGCUGCCAGUGGUUCGUUCCAGUCCAUGAAGCAGCUGGCCCUCCUGUGUCCGGAGCACAUCGAGAAGGCCGUGGAGCUCGCGAACGAGGAGGCGCGGUGCUCCGUGUGCGAUUCGGCGGGCGAGCUGGCGGACCUGGUGUUCUGCACGGGGUGCGGGCAGCACUACCACGCCGUGUGUCUGGAGAUCAGCGCCACGCCCCUGCAGAGGUCCGGCUGGCAGUGCCCAGAGUGCAAGGUCUGCUUGACCUGCAGGCAGCCUGGUGAGGACUCCAAGAUGCUGGUGUGUGACUCCUGUGAUAAGGGCUACCACACCUUCUGCCUGCAGCCCGCCAUGCACUCCCUGCCCUCUGAGCCCUGGAAGUGCAGGAGGUGUCGCGUGUGCAGUGAGUGUGGGGCCUGUGGCCCCGCCCUCCCGGGCUCUGCACACUGGUUUGAGAACUACACCGUCUGCGAGAGCUGCCAGCAGCAGCGCAUCUCCCUUUGCGCCGUCUGCAGCAAGGCCCCCGCCCCCGAGACCUCCCUGUGCCCCUGCCACACCUGCCACAGGCUGGUUCACAGUGAAUGCGCCUCCCUCCUGGACUCUGAAGAGGGCAAAUACACCUGCUCCCUCUGCCAAACCCCACCGCAGGCAGAGAGGGCCCUGGACCCCAGUGAGACCGUCACCCAAACGGAGCGAGAGGAGGAGGCGGUGCCAGAGCCGGAAACGCCCAUGGAGCUGGGGGGUGGAGCAGACAGGGAGGCAGAAGCAGUGGAAAUGGUGCCAGUGCAGGAUAACACAGUAGAAGAGGUGCUGCCCCCACACACCACAGAAGCCCCGCCCCCAGAGACGACAGACACCUCUGCUCCAGAGAUGACAGAAGCCCCGCCCCCGGAGACGACGGAAGCCCCGCCCCCGGAGACGACAGAAGCCCCGCCCCUAGAGACGACAGAAGCCCCGCCCCCAGAGACGACAGAAACCCCGCCCCCAGAGACGACAGAAGCCCCGCCCCCAGAGAAGACGGAAGCCCCGCCCCCGGAGACGACGGAAGCCCCGCCCCCGGAGACGACGGAAGCCCCGUCUCCAGAGACGACUGACACCUUGACUCCGGAGAUGACGGAUGCUCCUGUCCCGGAGAGGAAGGACACCCCGCCCCUAGAGACGACAGUUGAUCCGCCCCCAGAGAACAUGGACACCGUGCCCCCAGAGACGACGCCAGCCCCUCCCUCAGAGACUAUGGACGCCCAGCCCUUAGAGACCAAAGGCAGUCCGCCCAGGGAGAAGACUGACUUCACUCCUCCGGACCCGGCUGCCGUUCCCCAAGACCCUGCAGAAGAAGGCGGAGCCUCAGGACCCACCCAAUCGGAACCUUCUCCUGUUGGGGAUGAGGAAGAGGCUGUGGGCGGGGCCCCUGAAAUGACGGAAGAGCUCCAGACUGACGUACUGGACAUGGACACAGAGGCCGACGGCGAGCUCGGAGAGGCGGCCCUCGGAGAGGAUGGGGAGGAGAGCGGCAGCGAAGGCCUGCCCACUAACGACACUCCGACUCCGCCCCCCUGCAGCCCCUUAACCCCGCCCGCCGUUGCCGAGGAACCAGACCCCGUUUCCAUGGAGGGGGGCGCGCCGGAACCUAAGGAGCCGACUGAGGCAGAGCCGACUGAGGCAGAGCCGAGGACCAGCCCCGCCCCUUCGGUGCCGGCCGUCGACAUGGAGACGGGAACCGGCCAAUCGGAUGAGGAGGAGGAGGAAGAGGAGGAGCCCGUGGAAGAGGGGGCGGGUGGAGACGGCGGCGAGCAGGUGGGGCGUGUGAAGGCGGAGCCGGAGGAGGAGGGGCCGAAGGCGGAGCUCCUGGACGACGCGUCCAAUCAGAGCCACGGCAGCAGCAGCGGCUCCCUGGGCUCCCCUGCCGAGGCCGACGCCCAGUCCGUCGCCAUGGAGCCCAGCCUGGCGCCCGCCGGCCGGCCCCGCUGUGACUCGCUGCUCACCGAGACCGACGACUCCCUGCCCUUCGACCCCCUGAAGCCCGACGGGGAGAAGGCCAAGCGCAGGGGCUCCCCCGGCCGCUCACGCAUGAAGCAGGGGCGGAGCAGCAGUUUCCCGGGGCGACGGCGGCCCCGCGGGGGAGGCAGUGGGAGGGGGCGUGGCCGAUCGCGCCUCAAAGCCAUGGCGUCCUGCAUCGACGCGUUUUUGCUCAGCAUGACGGCCGACACCGGACUGACCAAGGAGGAGGACGAGGAGGAAGACGACACCAUGCAGAACACCGUGGUGCUCUUCUCCAGCACUGAUAAAUUCGUCCUGCUGCAGGAUAUGUGUGUGGUGUGUGGCAGUUUUGGGCAGGGUGUGGAGGGGCAGCUGCUGGCCUGUGCGCAGUGCGCUCAGUGUUACCACCCGUACUGCGUCAACAGCAAGAUCACUAAGAUGAUGCUGCGGAAGGGCUGGCGCUGUCUGGAGUGCAUCGUGUGUGAGGUGUGCGGCAAGGCCUCCGACCCCGCCCGCCUGCUCCUCUGUGACGACUGCGACGUCAGCUACCACACCUACUGCCUGGACCCGCCCCUGCACACCGUGCCCAAGGGCGGCUGGAAGUGCAAGUGGUGCGUGUGCUGUAUGCAGUGUGGCUCCAGCUCUCCUGGGUUCCACUGUGAGUGGCAGAAUAACUACACCCACUGCGGGCCCUGUGCCAGCCUGGUCACCUGUCCCGUCUGCCGGCAGAGCUUCAUGGAGGAGGAGCUACUGCUGCAGUGCCAGCACUGCGACCGGUGGGUGCACGCGGUCUGUGAGAGCCUGUACACGGAGGACGAGGUGGAGGAGGCGUCGGACGAGGGCUUCGCCUGCUCCGCCUGCACGCCCUAUGUCCCCAAACGCAUCGUGGAGCCCCCUGUUACUGCAAUGAUAAAAGUGAAGGAACCAGAGCCGCAGUUUUACCGGCUGGAGGGCGUGUGGCUGACGGAGACGGGCAUGUCGCUCCUGCGCAGCAUCUCCGUGUCCCCGCUGCAGAAGCGCCGCCCGCGCCGGCCCCGCCCGGGCGCCAGCGACGGCCUGGAGCUCCGCGAGGGAGACCCGGAGGCCGAGGAGGGCAAAGUAGAGGCGAUGGAGUGCGAGCCCAAACUGGAGGCCCUCGGGAGCCCUGAGAGGGAGGGGGGUCCCAAGCGGGACGGGGGCCCCGACGGGGCCGUGGAGGCGGGUGUCGACGGUGACGGGCUGAAAGCGGGAGCGGAGGAGACUGAGGACUCCAAGAAGAGGAAGAGGAAACCGUACAGGCCAGGGAUUGGUGGAUUUAUGGUGCGACAGAGGAAGUGCCACCCCCGGGCGAAGAAGGGGCGGAGUCUGUCGCUGUCCGGAGAGGGCGUGGCUGAGGGGCCGGUUCCAGAAAAGACCGAGGAAGGCGCCACUCCAGACACCCCUCUGGAAGGCCCCCCGGAGCUGAAGGUGGCCGAGGCAGAGGGGGAGCAGGCCAAGAAGCGCCGCGGCCGGAAGAAGAGCCAGCUGGAGGACAUGUUUCCGGGCUACCUGCAGGAGGCUUUCUUUGGGAAGACCCUUAUGGACAUCAGUAAGAAGGCGCUCCUGGCUCCCCCGGUCCAGCGCCAAGCCCAGGGUGUCCCGCGACCUCAGCACUCGUCUGUACCUGCCGCACAGGGCCCAAAGCCUCGCCCCACCGCACCAGGAACUGCUGAGGCCAAGCAGGGAGAGGCAGUGGGCAGCCUGCAGCUGAAGCAGGAGGCUGGUGAAUCUGCAGAUCGGUCCGACGCUGUGGCGUCAGCAACAGACAAUCUGGGAACAGCGAGCCAGCCAUCGGUCUCCAGCGAACAGAAUCCCUCCAAUCCACAGGGCCCAAACUCAAACCGGACUGAAGGGCUUCCUCAAGGUGUGGAGAGCCAGGACUCGGCGGAGUUCUUCCGGAAGGUUCUAGGAGUGGCGGAGGGCGCGUCUCUGGGUGGGGCCCUGCAAUCCAGCAUGAAGCCGCUCCUGGAGCCGGGGAAGGGGGAGCAGAGCCGCAGCCUGCCCCAGAGGAGCUUCCUCCCAGGUGGCUCCCUCUCAGCCGGCGUAAUGGACUCCUUCCCUGGCCUCUCCCAGUCUCCUUUCUUUGACAUGCGCGAUCGGGCGGGGCUAUUCAGCCCAGACCAGAGUGAGGACAGCCCCUGGGCGACCCCCUCCACUCCCGCCACGCCCUCCACGCCCCCCACCCCCACAGAAACAGAGGGGGACGGCCUGUCCUACAACCAGCGCAGCCUGCAGAGGUGGGAGAAGGACGAGGAGCUGGGCGAGCUGUCCACCAUCUCACCCGUCCUCUACGCCAACGUCAACUUCCCCAGCCUCAAGCAGGACUACCCAGGCUGGUCCAGCCGCUGCAAGCAGAUCAUGAAGAUCUGGAGGAAGGUCUCUGCAGCUGACAAGGUUCCCUUUCUGCAAAAGGCCAAAGACAACAGAGCUGCUCAGCGUAUCACCAAGGCACAGAAGCAGGCGGAGAGCCAGAUGUGUCGUCCCAUUAAGACGGAAGGCUCACCCCGUGUGAAGGGGGAACGUCCCAGCCUGCACCUCCAGAUCCCUCCUCCUUCCUGCGCCUCCCUCUCCACCCCGUCCCAGCCCAGCUCGGCGGAGAGCCCCUUCCCGCUGCCCCCCGACUCCGCCUCCUCCGGCGGCACCGCCUUCUUCCCCGACGGGCCCCUGAAGACCCCGGGCUCAGCCGACGCACGGCAAGACCCCUUCACCAGGCUGCUCCCGCAGUCUCCCCACCCCUCCAUUCCCUAUUCCCAGCCCUCCUCCAGCCCCCUGCAGGCGGCCAGCUCAGGCUACCCCCCGGCCAGCCUGGGCUCCAUGGACAUGCAGCCGGGCACCCCUGGGACGCUGCGCAGGGCCCAGCAGAUGGGGCCCUUCGUUAGGCCCCAGCAGCACCCCCUGGAGCCCCCGGGUCCUCCCGAGGGUUUUGGGGUCCGUGGAGGGGGGCCGGCCGAGUUUCCUCUGUUCCCCUCGCCCCACGCCUCUCAUUACGGCGACCCCGCUCGCAUCCAGCAGCCGAUGGGGCGGCAGGAGCAUGGCUCCAUCCCCUCCCCCUCCACGGCCUCGUCCUCCCCAGGGGGUCCGGGGCAGCAUUUUGCGGGGGUCCCCUCUCCCCGCUCCUCGGCUGGCCGGCAGGACCUAGGCUCGGGGUCCCCCGCGGGCAUGCUGGAUCCGCGGGACGGGUUGUUCAAGGCACCCAUGACACCUCGUGCCCACCAGGGCGACUCUGGGAACGGGACAGGCUUCCACCCACCCUGCGCCUCCCCAAACCACCCCUCAGAGGGCUACAGACAAUCCCCCUCCGCCCCCUUCUCGGACCCAUACGCCCAGCCCCCUCUCACCCCCCGGCCCCAGUCCCGCGAUGGCUGUUCCCCCGUCUCCCAACGGCCCCCCCUGCAGGACCCAUACUCACGCGUCCCGUCUAGUCCUCAGUCCCAGGGCAGCUCCCACUCCCCUCUCACACCCAGUGGCCUCUCCAACGACGGCUUCUCUGUGCAGUCACCAGCCCGUUUCCAGUCCCCAGACCCCUACUCCCGCCCGCCGUCCCGCCCCCAUUCCCGGGACCCCUUCGCCACCCUGCACAAGCCUCCCCGCCCGUCCUCUGCCGUCCCCGAUGGCAGCCCCACCUUCAGGGGCCCCGCCCACCUGGGCCAGCAGCCGCCUGUCUCCAGCCCCUCUCAGGCCUUGGGAGACCCCCUCUCGGGGAAGCCACAGGGCCCCCCUGUGUUCAGCCGCAGCCCCAGCACGGGUGGUGGAAUGUUCCCCCAGUCCCCGCUUCCCCAAACCCAGACUCAGCCUGCCCCUCAGGCUCCCCCCCUGCCCAUGAACAUCGACGGCUUCCCCACCCGCACACCGCUACCCCAAGGCCCCCCCGACCCCCUAAGGCCUCAGGAGGUGCCUCAGGCUCCCAUUGUGCCCAGCGCGCAAGAGCUCCUGGAACUCCCAGCAGCUCAGGACCCUGCACUGAUGGGCCUCAGCCAGUCGGAGACGGAGAAGCAGAGACAAAGACAGAGAUUGAGGGAGCUGCUUCUCCGGCAACAAAUGCAGAGGAACUCGCUUCGGCAGGAGAAAGAAGCUGCUGCCAACACUGCUGCCAUCAACUGGCCUGGGGGAGACAUGGCAUCUUACCAACAAGAUAAAAGCCAGCGUGCCCCCCCUCCAUAUCCACAGGACCGGGCUGCUGCUGCUGGGGCCAUGGCUGCCAUGGGCAUGCAGGACGACAAGAUGAACCGUCCCCCCCCACCAGGGACUCCUGCCAUGAUGGACCCCAAUGUGCUCAGGCAAACUGCCCCCAAUACCCCCCCAGGGAUGUACCCCCGUCCCCCGUUCCCGGCGCAGUGGGCAGGCCAGGCUGCCGGACUUCGCCGUUUCCCCCAGCCCGCUGGAAUGGACCCGGGGGCUCCCAGGCACCUGGUCGGCCCCCCCAUCACCAAUCCCCUCAACAUGCAGGGGAUGGCUGGGAUGCCCAACCCCCACACAGUGGGGCCAGGGGACGGCCCGCCUCAGGCCUGCACCCCCGCACCCCCUCCCCAGUUCAUUGAGCUCCGCCACAACAGCACCCAGAGGAUGCCACUGGGGCCCCAGUUUCUGCCCCGUGGCCCCCACCCCCCUCGGCCACGCCUGUAUAUGACACAGCAGGAAAUGGGCACUACAUUUUCCCAGCAACCACUGCACCCUCCACCGGCCCCGCCACUCCCUCCCACCCUGGCUUCUCAGGGAGACCACCGGGACCCCAGAAUGAGGGUGCCAACGGGGUCCCUAGGACUAUUGCCACAACAGCCCCAGCCAGGCGUUGCCCCUUCACCCCAAAACCAGCUGCUCCUACAGCCAUCAACUCCUGAAGCCAAUGCUCCCAGUGCUCUCCCCCAGCCCAGCUCCCAGCACCCGCUCCCGCAGACCACCACGCAGCCCCACGCCAUGGACCCCCUGGCUGCCCGACCUUGCCGCAUCGACCUGCCCGAGCCAGACCUAGAGGACCCCUUUGUCCCCAAAGGGCUGGGCGGGACCGGUGGGGAAGCGGGCGAGGAGGAUGAGGAUGACCUGGCCACCCUGGACCUGGACCCCGACAAGGGGGACGACGACCUGGGGAACCUGGACAGCCUGGAGACCACCGACAAGCACUUAGUUGACCUGCUUGAGUGUGACGAGUUUGACUUGCUGGCCUACGCUGACCCCGAGCUGGAUCAAGGGGAGCCCAAGGAUGCCUUCCCUGACCAGUUGCGGCUGGUUGAGGCUGAAAGUGAGGCACCUGGCCCCACCCCUUCUACCUUUGGCGCUGUCGGCCUCGCUCCUGACAUCAAGGUGGAGGACAAAUCCAAGCUGGACCCCCUCCUCACACCCUCAGUUGCCGCCCCCCACCCCAAUGCUGGUCCGCCCGCCCCCCAGCAGGGUGCUCCCUCUGAGCAGCCUGCUCUGAAGCUUGAAGCCGGAGGCCUUGCUCAAAACCCGGCCUCCCACUUGGAGGGGGCAGCAGAGAGCAGGCCGCAGCAGGUUGUGGUGAAAGACGAGAUGGGCGAGGCAGUCUCCAUGCUGCUGGGUGGAGGGGUUGCAGGUGGAGCCAAGCCUGCCAGCAGCCUCCCUGCCCGACCAGCCAGCCCCUCCGCCUCUCUGAGCUCGGUCCGUUUAGGGGGGCUCUCCUACUCUGCCCCCGGGCAGGCUGACCCCCUGUCUUUUCCCCUGGCCACCUCACACUCCGACCUGGAUGAGGACCCCUUGGGGCUACCAGAUGGCGGAGGCCAGCACUCCCCUGCAGUGGAUCUAGACAAGGUGGAGAGCUCCCUGGAGGCCAGCGAGCUUCCGCUGCUGAUCCAGGAUCUUUUGGAGCAUGAGAAGAAGGAGCUACAGAAACAACAGGAGCAGCAACAGCAGCAGCAACAGCAGCAGCAACAGCAGCAGCAGCAGCAACAGCAACAGCAACAGCAACAGCAACAGCAACAGCAACAGCUAACCUCUCUCCACCAGGGGGCAAUAAACACACACCUCCACCGCCUCCCUGCCCAGCCCCAGCCCCAAACUCAGGGUGCCCAUCCCAUGCUGCUCCCCCAGCACCACCGCCCGCCUCCACAGGGCAUCAUGGGACAGCCUGGGAUGAUGCCCAGGCCACCGCCCAUGAUGACCCCUCAGCAGCAACAGCAGCAAAGGCUUAUGGGAGCAGGCAUGACCCCUCCCACUAUGAUGGACAUGGCUCAGCAGCAGGGGAUGAUGCGGGCAGGGCAGCCUGGCGUGAACCCUCAACAGCAACAGCAGCAGCAGCAAGCAGUGAAACAACAGCCGCUGCCAAACAACUUCUGCCCAGAUAAAGAAUUGGACAAGCUUGCAGCAGAUGACAUCAUGGACCCCAUCGCCAAGGCUAAAAUGGUGGCUCUAAAGGGCAUCAAACGGGUGAUGGCGCAGGGCCCCAUCGGCGUGGCCCCCAGCAUCAACAGGCAGCAGGUAUCCCUCCUGGCUCAGAGGCUGACCCCAGGCCCAGGGGCCAGUGACCCUCAGGCCAGGGUCCUCACAGCUCCUGCUAAGGAGGGGGAGAACAGUGACCCGACACAGCCGAGACCCAACCCGCCCCAGUUUGUGCAAGGUGUUGCCAAUGAAGCGGAGCAGCAGCAAUAUGAAGAGUGGCUCCUGCACACACAGCAGCUGCUGCAGAUGCAGCUGAAGUUCCUGGAGGAGCAGAUCGGCGUGCACCGCAAGUCCCGCAAGGCGCUGUGCGCCAAGCAGCGCACUGCCAAGAAGGCGGGCCGCGAGUUUGCCGAGGUCGACGUGGAGAAGCUCAAACUGGUCACCGAGCAGCAGAGCAAGAUCCAGAAACAGCUGGACCAGGUACGCAAGCAGCAGAAGGAGCACACCAAUCUGAUGACGGAGUAUCGCAGCAAGCAGCAGCAGCACCAGCAGGGCACUGGGGUCCUGGCCCCCGGCCCCUCGGCCCAGGGGCCCCGUCUGAUGUCCAAGCUCCCCGGGCAGGUGAUGAUGGGCCCGCAGGGAGCCCCCAUGAUGGGACAGCAGUGCUUGCCUCCAGGGGGGAUGCCGGUCAGGAUGCCGCAGGGCCAGCCUUUCAUAGGCCAGCCUGGGCACCCUGGGGCGGUGGGAGGCGUGGCCCCGGGGCCCUCUGGUGGGUACUUACCCCAGGGGCCAGAUGCCAGACUCCUGCAGGAGCGACAGAUGCAGCUACAGCACAGGCUCCAGAUGGUCCAGAAGAUGCAGCAGCAAGGCAUGAUGGGUAACCAGCAGCCCAUGCCGCACCAGGCACAGCAGCCCGGUAUGAUGGCCCAGCAGCCUGGCGCCAUGGUCGGGCAGCCACCGCAAGGCAUGAUGGGUAACCCACUUUUAGCCCAGCAACAGCAGCAGGUGGCCAUGCAGCAGGGCAUGAUGGGAAGCCAGGGCGUGGCCCAGCCUCAGCAAAGCCUCAUGGGAGGGCAGCCGAUGGCCCAGGGCAUGAUGGGAAGCCAGCAAGGGAUGAUUGGUAACCAACAGAUGUUGCAGCAGCAGCGCCAGCAGGCCCUGAUGGGGGCCCAGCAACAGGCCCUCAAGGGCCCGCAAGCCCAGCUCACGCCCCAGCAGCAGAACAUCCUGGCCCAGCGCAUGUUGCUCUCCCAGCAACAGCAGCAGCAGCAGCAAAACACCGCCAAGAGCCUGGCCCAGCUUCAGCAGCAGCAGCUUCAGCAGCAAGCCGGCUUCCUGCCCGGCCAGCAGCAGGGAGACCCUCCUCAUGCGGCCCCUUCCGAAAACCAGCUUGCGGGGGCCUCCCGGGACGGGGCGCAGAUUCCAGGUGUCCCCGAGGGAUUGCAGCAGCAAGCCGGGGUGUCUGGCUUCCCGCAGGACGUCCCAAACCCAGUACCCAAAGACGGCGGGACGCUCAGCUCGACAACCCCGCCACAACAUCCGCGGCCCACUGGCGACCAACCGGGGGCAGCAAUGCCGCAGGGGCAAGCUUUCAUGAAUCAGCAGCCGCAGCAGCAGCAGCGAUCAGAGCUUCAGCCGCAGGUCACGGUCAAGCAGGAAGGACAGCAGGUGUGCUACGUAGCACAGCAACAGCAACAGCAACAACAACAACGGCAACAACUGCAGCAGCAUCAGCAGCACCCGGGAGCAAUGGCAGGCCAACAGCACGACAGCAUGACGCAGCUGCAAAGCAUGAUGGGACUGGCAGGCCCUGCUCCACCGGGUGCGAUGGUCCAACCGAACCAGCAGCAGCAACGGGCCCUCUUGGUCCAGCAGCAGAAGCAGGGCAUGCUGGGACAGAUGGGUGGAGUGAUGAGGGCGCAGCAGCCGGGCGCAAUGGUCCAGAGGCCCGGUGUUCCCCCUGGGCCCUUCCGUGGCCCGGUCAACCUGCCGGCCAUCAUCGCCCAGAACCCCCAGCUCCGCCACCUGCCGCCCAACCAGCAGAUCCAGCACAUCCAGGCCAUGCUAGUCCAGAGGCAGAUUCAGCAGGGGCAGAUGCUCAGGAUGUCCGCAGGACAGGGGCAGGUUCAGCCCCAGGGGCCCCGGAUGCAGGGCCUGGAGGGGCAGCAGCUUCACCACGUGGCCGUGGGCCCCCAGCAGCAGCAGGGCGUGAUGGGCCAGCCCUCGGGCGCAUCCCCUCUGUCACAGCAAGGCAUGAUGAUCCAGGCCCCGGGUCCGCAGCAUCAGAUGGGCCAGCAGGGGGCCUCCCCCCAGGCACUGCAGCAGCAGAUGGGUCGGGCCCAGCCGGGUUUGGCGUUGGGACAGGUGCGCAUAUCACCCCAGGGCCGCAUGAUCAGGUCCAUGUCACCCCGUCAGCCUUUCGGACAGAACUCCCCCAGCGAUCCCGCCUUUGCCCAGCAGGCUUUGCAGCAGCGGCACUCUUUGGUGUACCCCGGCGGCAUCCGCCAGCCCUCCCCGACUCAGACCCUGCAGCAGCCGCCCACGCCCACGGGUUCCAGCCCCUUCCAGGGCUCCCACACCCCUGUGGGCUCACCCGCUGGCCUGUUGCCCCUGACGGUCCAGAAAAAGGAGCACAGCGCCAGCCCCUGCCUGAGGGCUGAUCCAGGGACGCCUACUCAUCCCACCGCCACGUCGUCCCUGUCGAAAACAGACCCUCUCUGCCCAAGCAGGAGCCCGGGAGGUGGUGGGGCCACAGGGCAGCCAGGCCUCAAGGCCGAAGCCCAGGAGAGAGAGAGAGGCGGCCUCGGCCAGGCCAACGGGCCCUCGCAGCCCCCGGCGCUCAGCGAGGGCGGGGGGACGGGGCCCCGGGCCGAGGGGCUGUGCAGCGUCACCCUGCAGAACAUCAAGCAGGAGCCACGGGAGGAGCAGUGCGGCGCUGGGGAAGGGGAUGAGGUGCGCCACGGCCCAGUCAAGCACGAGAACGCCCCCGGGAGCCCCCACGGGCCCCGUGCAGAGACAGGCCAGCAGCUGCUGCAGAAGCUCCUCCGCACAAAGAACCUGCAGCUGGCCGGCCAGAGGCCCUCGGACGGUGUCCACAGCGAGAUCAACGGGCACAUCAACAGCAAGCUGGCCCUGCUGGAGCAGAAAUUGCAGGGCACCCCGCGCAACAUGGAGGACUUGCAGUCCAUCACCAAGAAGCCUCCGGUGGUGAAGCCCAAGCGCACCCCCAAGGUGGGCGGCGGGGUGGCCAACUCCCGAAAGAAGAACAAGAAGGACGAGACUGGGAAGAGCACGGAGGCCCUGAUGAAGCAGCUGAAACAGGAGCUCUCCCUCCUCCCGCUCAUGGAGCCGUCCAUCACUGCCAGCCUGGACCUCUUCACGCCUUUCGGCAGCAGCUCGGCCGAUGUCAAGGCCCAGCUGAAAGGCUCCUUCGGGAACGCCAUGCUUGACAACAUCCCCGACUACUACUCCCAGCUGCUCACCAAGAGCAACCUCAGCAACCCGCCCACCCCACCCUCCUCUCUGCCGCCCACCCCGCCCCCCUCCGUGCAGCACAAGCUGAACGGGCUGACUGCUGUGGAGGAGCUUCCAGGAGGGCAGAAGGAGAGAGAGAGGGAGUCUGCUGAGGAGCCCAUGGACUCCUCGAGCGAGGAGGUGAAGAGUGUGGAUCUGCUGGCAGCCCUCCCCACCCCUCCACACAACCAGAACGAGGACAUCAGGAUGGAGAGCGACGAGGACAGCGACGCCCCAGACAGCAUCGUUCCCGCCUCCUCUCCCGAGAGUGUCCUGGGGGACGAGGCGCCCCGCUUCCCGCGCCUUGGGGCGGUGAAGCAGGAGCGCGAGGAGAGAGCCGUCUCCCCCGUCAUCCCCAUCAUCCCCCGCUCCUCCAUCCCCGUUUUUCCAGAGAGGAAGCCUUUUGAAGGGCUGAGCUCAUUCCCCGAGCAUGCUGGGAAAAUGGUGUCCAGGUCCAGCCCCUGGGACAAAGCCAAGAGCAGCGAGGUGUCCGUCACCUUCACCUUAUCGGCUGCUGCAGCAAAGAAUCUGAACACCGUGAUGGUGGCGGUGGCCCAGCUGCUGCAGGUUCGAAUGCCCGGGUCCUAUGAGCUGGCGUUCCCUCAGAGUCCCGGCAGAGCAGGGGGCGGGGACCCUGCGAAAGCCUCUGACACGCCCGUCCCAGGCUCUUUGGGUGCAAAGGCGGGCCCGGCGGAAGGCUCGGACCAGGACUCCGCUGAUUGGCUGAAGAAGUUUGACGUGUCGCUGCCGGGCUGCACCCUGAAGAAGCAGGUGGACAUCCUGUCUCUCAUCAAACAGGAGUGUCCAGAGCCUGAGGACAGGGCAGUGCAGCACUGCUACAUCACCAACGUGUCAGACCUGGACGUGCGGCAGCUUCCCAUCUACCCCCUGGAGGCAUCCCCUCCCCAAUCUCCCUCCCCGCCCCCUCCGCCUCCUCCACCACCACCACCUCCGCCCGCUCUGCCUCAAACUCAGCCAUCCUCCCCCACCCCCGCCCCCUCCAGCCCUGCCGCCAUGCAAAUCAAAACCGAACCGGAGCCAGACUCGUCCGACCUCCCUGCCCCUCCUCCUGCCCCGUCCUCCUCCCCCCCUCCUCCCCCCGGGGCCGGCUCUGCCUCCCCGGCCCCGGAGGCCCCGCCCAAACCCUGCAAGCAGCGCAGCCGGCCCCCGUCGGAGGCGGAGGAGGAGGUGCGGCCCAAGCCCAAGAAGUGGAAGGGUCUGCGCUGGAAGCGUCUGCCGCUGGUGCUGACCCUGCGGCGCGGCGGCUCGCGGCGGGAGAGCGGGCGCGAGGUGUCGGAGCUGAUGGAGCGCCUGCGCAUCGCCCUGCGGCCCGACCGGCUCCCGCGGGACCGCCGCAAGUGCUGCUUCUGCCACGAGGAGGGCGACGGCCCCACGGACGGCCCCGCCCGCCUGCUCAACAUCGACGUGGACCUGUGGGUGCACCUCAACUGCGCGCUGUGGUCCACGGAGGUGUACGAGACGCAGGGCGGCGCGCUCAUCAACGUGGAGGUGGCCCUGCGGCGGGGCCUGCGCACCCGCUGCGCCUGCUGCCAGCGCACGGGCGCCACCAGCAGCUGCAACCGCCUGCGCUGCCCCAACGCGUACCACUUCGCCUGCGCGGCGCGCGCCCGCUGCAUGUUCUUCAAGGACAAGACCAUGCUGUGCACGCAGCACCGGCUCAAGGGCCCCAGCGAGGAGGAGCUCAGCAGCUUCGCCGUCUUCCGCCGCGUCUACAUCGAGCGCGACGAGGUGAAGCAGAUCGCCAGCAUCCUGCAGCGCGGCGACCGCGUGCACAUGUUCCGCGUGGGCGGCCUCAUCUUCCACGCCGUGGGCCAGCUGCUGCCCUCGCAGAUGGCCGCCUUCCACUCGCCCACCGCCAUCUUCCCCGUGGGCUACGAGGCCACGCGCAUCUACUGGAGCGCCCGCGUGCCCAACCGCCGCUGCCGCUACCGCUGCCGCAUCGGCGAGGCCGACGGCCGGCCGCUGUUCGAGGUGCGCGUGCUGGAGCCGGGCCAGGAGGACCUGCACUACCGCGAGCCCACGCCCGACGGGAUCUGGAGCCGGGUGGUGGAGCAGGUGGCCAAGCUGCGUGAGGAGGCGGCCAUGUUGAAGCUGUUCACCGAUCACGUGAAGGGGGAGGAGAUGUACGGGCUCACGCUCCAUGCCGUCCUGCGCAUCACCGAGUCUCUGCCCGGAGUGGAGAACUGCCAGAACUACGUCUUCCGCUACGGCCGGCACCCGCUGAUGGAGCUUCCGCUCAUGAUCAACCCCUCUGGCAGCGCCCGCUCCGAGCCCAAGAUCCUCACACACUGCAAGAGGCCUCACACGUUGAACAGCACCAGCAUGUCCAAGGCCUACCAGAGCACCUUCACUGGGGAGAUCAACACUCCCUACAGCAAGCAGUUUGUCCACUCCAAGUCGUCGCAGUACCGCCGGCUGAAGACGGAGUGGAAGACCAACGUGUACCUGGCCCGCUCGCGCAUCCAGGGCCUGGGCCUGUACGCCGCCAAGGACCUGGAGAAGCACACCAUGGUCAUCGAGUACAUCGGCACCAUCAUCCGCAACGAGGUGGCCAACCGCCGCGAGAAGGGCUACGAGGAGCAGAACCGCGGGAUCUACAUGUUCAGGAUCAACAACGAGCAUGUGAUCGACGCCACUCUGACGGGAGGCCCGGCACGCUACGUAAACCACUCAUGCGCCCCCAACUGUGUGGCGGAGGUGGUGACUUUCGACAAGGAGGACAAGAUCAUCAUCAUCUCCAGCCGCAGGAUCCCCAAGGGAGAGGAGCUGACAUACGACUAUCAGUUUGAUUUUGAGGAUGAUCAGCACAAGAUCCCCUGCCACUGUGGAGCCUGGAACUGCCGCAAGUGGAUGAACUGAGAGAGAUGGAUCCCGAGCGAACCCCUCUCCCCUGGGUCCAGAGAAACCAGUGACUCCCAAGCUGCAGCCCAACAAAUCUUACCACCCUAUUCCCGUAGGCUGUUUCAGGGCAGGGAGGAGGGGCUGGCUUCUAUAAUUAACAGUCAAAAGACGAGACCUCUCAUACCUGGAACCAAAGUUUUUGGAGGAGGGCGAUCUCAAGGUCGUUAAGCAAAUCAAGGUUGUUAAGCAAACAAAUUUUUAUUUUAUUUUUAUUUUUACAAAUUGUGGGACAAUCUCUUGAUUUUGGGACUACUGAGAAUUAUUGUUUUGGUUAUUUUUUAAAAGAGUCCUCUGCCAAAAUUUUAUCCUCUCUUCCUUUGUCCUGCUGACUUGACUAAAAACAAAAGGAUGAAUUUUUGGCCAGAAUCUCCUCCAGAUGACAUGGGACUGACGUGGUCCUGCGGAGCAGGGUACACUGUAGAUCACUGAAGAAAAGCCAUGAUGUACCUGAAUUCACUCGCACAUUUUAACUAUGGACCUAUUAUUUACUACACCCCCCUUAAAUUAAACAAUCUCUCCCAAGAAUCGAGGAAUAGAGAUCGACAAUGGAUUUCGGCGAGACAAUCCUGAAGUGGCACCUCAUGGAAGCGCAUGGACGGUGGCAGAAGACCCGAGACACUGUAAGAUUGUCUGAAGUGAAGCUGACGUUGACCCCGGGCCUCGUGAGGGUGGUGGGGGUUUUAAACUGAAAUGCUGAAGGUGGGUUAGUUGGAUUCAGUCUACCUCAUUUGAGUCUAUGGGAUUGUGUAGAACUGCUACUGUGGACAU
This is a messenger RNA of Conger conger (European conger), 16966 nucleotides long. It is a transcript of the gene kmt2d, whose product is annotated as lysine (K)-specific methyltransferase 2D. Gene Ontology annotation, cellular component: nBAF complex; nucleus. Bases 920 to 16156 code for a protein of 5078 amino acids. Gene Ontology annotation, molecular function: protein binding. The record is from RefSeq and is a predicted model, not a curated record. The transcript has 55 exons. NCBI's taxonomy places the organism in Eukaryota, Metazoa, Chordata, Actinopteri, Anguilliformes, Congridae. Gene Ontology annotation, biological process: nervous system development.